GCCGCAGUCCACUCUUCUUAAUUUUAUAUAUAUUUUUCCUGUGCCCUGUGUUCAGCGACUUUAUCAUGAGUUGCCGUCUUCCGAUUUAUUUCAGAAUUCCGAUGCAAUAUUCAAAUAUACAUUGAUGUCUUUGGAGAUCUCAAGUCUUUGUAAUAGUUUUGAACAUUCUGGACAACAUAUAGACAGAGUGCCUUCCAACUUGGAACGACAUACGAGUUUGUCAUCGGUACGAAGUAUUCUAAGAAAGAAUGCAAUCUGUAUUUGAACCACGCCGAAGUGCAGCCGAGGACAGCUGCACAUGCAAUAGGAAGCCUUCCACAGAGAAGCUUGGACUUAAAUUAAUGAAAUAUAGUUCAGGCUAUCACCAAGUAAUCGAAGUACUACAACACGGAGCUACGUCUAUUGUUAUGUCCGGAGUCAAUCCGCAUACACACGAGCGAGUAGCGAUCAAGCAGCUCAAAACAGAUGAAAUUACCACAGAGGCACUUGUUGAGGCCAUGAGAUGCGAAAUCAUUGCACACGUAGCAAUGGAAGGACACAUUAAUGUGGGUCGGCUUUUGGGUGUAGAGUUGCCUGUUGUAGACAAUAAUUCUGGAACUCUAACAGGAAAACCUGCGCUGAUUUUUGAACUGUACGAGCACGGAGAUCUACUUGUACAUGUCGAAACUCACAAGGGUAUACCAGAAUCAGUAGCUGUGAUUGCAAUCAGAGGGGUAUGUGAGGCGCUUGCUGCACUGCAUGAGAAGAACUUAGUCCAUCGGGACAUUAAAUCGGAGAACGUGUGUGUAGGUAAUGAUGGUUAUAUUAAACUCAUAGAUUUUGGAUCAGCACGAAGUAUGGGACCUUCGGGAGAACCUUGGGUUAUGACGGAACGUGAUUUCAGGGCGGGCUCUCUGCCCUACCUGGCGCCCGAAUUUUUCACUACCGAAUCGGGAGAGUCGUGCGAUCUGAAGGCUGUAGAUGCAUGGGCGUUCGGAAUCUUUAUAUAUUCCGUCCUCACAGGGGUGCUGCCUUUUCGGGAAGCUACUGUAACAUGCGCGGACUUUGCGAGGUAUAGCCAAAAGGGGUGCUCAGAGACCGCGAACACAGAGGGGGAGAGCGAGGAAGAGAGCGAUAGUGCUGUUUCCAAUUGGCCGGGAUUAUCACCGCGCAUGUCAAAUAUUAUACGAGGUUUGCUUAGGUUGGAUCCUGUAGAGCGCUUGACUAUAGAACAGUGUCUGGGGUUGCUGUGACUGCUUGUAAAAACGAUGGUCGUCAAAAUAGCGACGUCAUCAGAAUUCGAAAACAAAGAAAAACAUGCAUUAAAGUACGCAUUUAAAGUCAUCAAUUUAUAGACUCACUCACGCUUCGAAAACUCAGUUGCUUCCCUGCGUCGCUUUUAGG
This is a messenger RNA of Sphaeroforma arctica JP610, 1383 nucleotides long. Its product is annotated as serine/threonine protein kinase. Gene Ontology annotation, cellular component: cytoplasm. Gene Ontology annotation, molecular function: ATP binding; protein serine/threonine kinase activity. The coding region runs from base 249 to 1232 and encodes 327 amino acids. The transcript has a single exon. Gene Ontology annotation, biological process: intracellular signal transduction; protein phosphorylation. The record is from RefSeq and is a predicted model, not a curated record. NCBI's taxonomy places the organism in Eukaryota, Ichthyosporea, Ichthyophonida.